AAGAUAUUUGAGGCGUCCCAAAUUUCUUAAUUUCUCUCUCUCUCUCUGUUGGUUCCUAGGGUUUUAAACAACUCCAUUUGAUUUCCAAUCAUCCUUAACAAGGGUUUAUGAAAAUCACCCAAAGUCUGAAAUUUUUAACAACCCAAUCUCAAGUCAAGGCUGGUAAGUGUUUUUAGGAGGUGGACAUGGCUAGAAAGAAAGGUAAAUCUGUAUUAAAGAGAUCGGCACCUCUAACUAGUUUAGUUGUAUUGGAGGAGGGUGCACCAACAGCAUCAGUUAGUGCCUCAACAGCCUCAGUUAGUCGUAGAACAAAAAGACAACGAACUGCUUCUACUGAUGAUGCCAGAGUUGAUCUAGGUAGACCCAUUCUAGAGGGUUUAAAAGACAAGUCACUUUUGAAAAGCUUUAACACCCAUGUAGCCUCCAAUGUGUGGAAUGGUCAAGAACGUGGUGCAUUGAAACUCCAUCAUCAUGGGAGACUGCUAGCACAAUGGAAUUUAGAGAAGGAGUCUCAAGCGUUUCGAGAUAAGGUGUAUGCAAGUGGGCUGUCUUCUUUAGCCAAGUUCCCGUACAAGCAUGUCAGUCGACCACUUAUCUCAGCGUUUGUUGAAAGAUGGUAUCCUGAGACAAACACGUUCCAUCUCCCGUUUGGGGAGAUGACUAUCACGUUGGAUGAUGUGAAGCAGAUACUGAACAUAUCGGUUAGAGGCAAAGCAGUAAAUGAAGAUAUGGUGUCUAUAAAUGAAGAUGAAGCACGAGAAAUACUAAGUAGAACCCUUCGGAUUGAUGAACAGAAAAUAAUUGAUGAGCUAGGUGUAUGUCGAGGAGAUAGGGUGAGAAUGAAGUGGCUGAUGGAGAAUCUUGCCGGGAAGCAACACGAAUCCGGAGAAGAAAUUGAUUUUGCGGUGAGGGGUUACCUAUUGUUUCUUCUGGGAUGUACCAUCUUUACUGACAAGACAGGGACCAAAGUCCCUGUAGUAUACAUGAAGUUGUUGGAGGAUUUGUCCAAAGUAACUGAUUAUGCUUGGGGAGCUAGCGCUUUGGCUUUUCAAUAUCGCCACUUGGGGCUGGCAUCCCGUUCUAGUGUUCAACAAAUUGGCGGGUGUUUGACUCUUUUGGAGGUAUGGAUUAGGGAACAUUUUUGGAUAGGUGGUCCCAUUGCCAAUAAAGAUUAUACGGAGGAAUGGCCACGUACAGCAAAGUGGAUACCAAAGGUUGCUUCUGCAAAUGCAGAUCAGGAGUUAAUAUGUAUGAGAGAGGAGCUGGACUCUCUUACAGCCGAGGAUGUUACCUGGAAUCCAUAUCAAGCCUCACGGGACCAUCACACAUUUGACGAGAUAGCAUUCUAUUCAGGAUGCUUGACUGCAUUUGAAGUUGUCGAACCAUAUCAUCCUGAUAGAGUGCUACGUCAAUUUGGUAGGUUCCAACGCAUUCCCAGCAGUCCAUACAUACCUGUAGAAGUUUGUAGACCUAAAGAUAGCAAUGGGUAUGUGGUGGGCUUUAAAGAGAAGUAUCAGUACUGGGGUUGUUGGCAAGAUCACCUACUUCCCGAACUAGAGCGCGGGCAUUUUGUAAUAAGGCCGUCAGAUUGUGACGCUGCAUAUAUGGAGUGGUACAGAACAGUUAGUCAUCCUCGAGUACAAAACCCUGAUAAAUUAUCUGGAACCCAAAAGCCAAGUACUAGUGGAUUCGACUAUGAAGAUUGGAGACACCGAAGGAAUAGAGCAAUAAGUUUACUGGAAGAGUCGUUCUCUCUGGGCUCAAACCCAAAUGUUUCUGCUUUGUUGCAAAUGAGAACAGAGCUGUAUCACAUCCUUACUGAUAAAGAUUACAUGGAGGAAAAAGAUUACAUGGAGGAAGAAGCCUUGCUAGAAAAUGGUUAUAUUCCUCUACUGUGCAACCGUGAAGUAGAGGGCACACGAGGAAGUGAUAAUGGAAUACAACAGGGUAACCAAGAAGAUGACCAUGGAGUUCAACAGGGUAACCAUGAAAUAGAGAGCAACCAAUGAAGUGAUGGUAGAACACAGGAGAGAAACCAUGAACGAGAAGGUAACCUAGAAAGUGUUGUCAUUCUCAUGCCAGAUCAGAAAUUGUGAUUCCUAGCUGGUUGUAUAUCUUCAGUUUUCUUGUUCCUUUUGUGCAUAGCAAUUUUUUUCUGAGUGUAGGAGAUGUAUGAAAUAACAAUCAUAUGAAAUCUACAAGUGUUUGAAAAAAGGUCGAGCAAAACACACUAGGCGCGCUGUGCUUUCCGUACAUCAGAUGUUUGCCUUUGUAAUCCAUUUUGUGUUCAU
Messenger RNA from Papaver somniferum (opium poppy), 2291 nucleotides. RefSeq names its product protein MAIN-LIKE 1-like. The coding region runs from base 186 to 2009 and encodes 607 amino acids. NCBI's taxonomy places the organism in Eukaryota, Viridiplantae, Streptophyta, Magnoliopsida, Ranunculales, Papaveraceae. The transcript is spliced from 5 exons. Gene Ontology annotation, biological process: meristem development; meristem maintenance. The record is from RefSeq and is a predicted model, not a curated record.